Aspergillus clavatus NRRL 1 is the source of this 507-nucleotide messenger RNA. Its product is annotated as DUF3237 domain-containing protein. The transcript is spliced from 7 exons. The record is from RefSeq and is a predicted model, not a curated record. The coding region runs from base 1 to 507 and encodes 168 amino acids. Lineage: Eukaryota; Fungi; Ascomycota; Eurotiomycetes; Eurotiales; Aspergillaceae.
AUGGCUGAAUUUCCUUCUCUCCAGCCUGCCUUUACGGUCCAGGUUGCAAUUGACGCUGGGUUCGCCGUUGGCAGUGCCUCCCGCUUGAACAGCCUGCAGGUCGUGCCCAUGACCGGGGGUACUGUCAAAAGCGCUCCAGACGCUUCCCUUGCCCUUGACGCCGAGUUCGUUGGUACCGGCAACGAUUACAUCCAUGCGGACCCCGACAACAAGCACCUGCGGCUGAAUGCUCAUGGUGUCCUGAAGACCAAGGAUGAUGCCCUACUCUUCAUGCACUACACCGGUGUAGUCACACUGGGACCCGCCGAAAAGGCCGUAUUCGAGGGCACAGCCAAGGAUGGCGCGACACCAUUCGGAAACUCGUUCACCCAUUUCACUUUCGAGACCGGCGAUGAUCGGUACAAGGAGCUCGAGAACCGGGUUUUCGUCGGCCAGGGUCGCUUCGUGGUUGAGACGGGCAAGCCCGUUGUCGUCGAAUACAGAGUCAGCCAGGUUGUCAAGGGCUAG